CUUAGACGAUUGUCGCAUAAUCGGAUUCCUCAAGUCAAAGGAAAGGUAAUGAUAGAUAAUGAUCGAUUGCCCCGCGCCGAUCGCCCUAACCCCAUCGCUUACCCCAUGUUUGAAGAUUCGAUUCGAUGAUGCGGUCGCACGGUGUCUAGACAUUUCCCAUCCUUCAGACCCGGCUUCAUCGACUAAAUCUGUUGUUUCAGCAGUAUCGCUUGACAUAAACCUCCAUCGCAUCGGUCACUGAUUCGGGCUGUGGGUUAGGGGGUAGAUAUCGACAACGCUCGCACGUCGUUGACAUCGCCCCUGUCUCUCUCUCUCUCUCCCUCUCUCCCCGCCAUGCCGCCUCUAACGGCCGUUCCAUCGCUAGCAAGCGAUAACACCACUUCGGCAUCGUCAUCCUCCUCAUCCCGCCUAUCCCUAGACACAGGAUGGGCAUCAGGACUCGUCCACCACUCCAUCCUCGAAGACGACGGAACAGGCGCGCUCAUAGUCCCCCCUCCCACCCGCCCUAUCCAAGCCCCCCCUCACGAUCACAACCACCACCAUGCCCCCAAUCAACAUACAUACAUCUGCCUCUUCCACAUCCUCAACUGCCACCAAACCUUCACCGAACCCGACCACUGGCGAACCCACGUGCAAAGCCACUUCCGCACGCACGAGCCUCCCAGCACAGCGCGCUGUCCCCUCUGUCCCCGCGAGCGCUUCGUCGACUCCCCCGACCGCAAAGCGUGGGACGCCAUGCUGGACCAUGUGGAUACCGUGCACUACCAGGCCGGUCAGACGCUCGCGGGCAGUCGGCCGGAUUUCGAGCUGAUGCAGUACCUUUAUGGGUUAAGGAUUAUCAGCGUUGAUCAGUUUAAGGUUAUGCAGCUGCCGCCGCCGCCGGAGAGUCCGGCUUAUCAUCGCUCGUUGGAGACUGUGAGGGCGAGUAUUGGGUCGGCGAAUGAGCCGUUCUGUGCGCCUUAUAGUCGACGACGGGAGCGGAGGAUGAGGGGGCAGAGGCGGGGGGUGGGGGUUGCUUGAUUUUUUGUGUCUUGGUGGUUUGAGGGGUUUGAGGCGAGUGGUGAUGACUGUUGUGGAUUUGCUGUAAAGCGUGGCAUGUUCAAUUAUUUGUUUCAUUGUGACUGCUACCAUGACUGUCAUUUCGGGUU
Molecule: messenger RNA, 1148 nt
Organism: Aspergillus candidus
Lineage: Eukaryota; Fungi; Ascomycota; Eurotiomycetes; Eurotiales; Aspergillaceae
Exons: 1
Coding region: 334-1020 (228 amino acids)
Source: RefSeq, a predicted model, not a curated record